Messenger RNA from Micromonas commoda, 672 nucleotides. RefSeq lists its product with no specific name. The transcript has a single exon. NCBI's taxonomy places the organism in Eukaryota, Viridiplantae, Chlorophyta, Mamiellophyceae, Mamiellales, Mamiellaceae. The record is from RefSeq and is a predicted model, not a curated record. The coding region runs from base 1 to 672 and encodes 223 amino acids.
AUGUCGGCGACCGUGGCCGCCGCCGCCGCCCGGCCGUCGUCCCGGUUCCCCUCUACCCGGCGGUUCAACGCGGGCAUAAAAACCCGCACGCGCGGCAGGCUCGUCGUGCGCAGAGUCACGCAGCCGGAGGAGCCCCAGCCCGACGAUUUCGUCACGUUCAACGCCAUCGUCGGCGGCGGGGACUGGUCCGUGGUCCAGGCGCAGGUGCGGGAGGCUGCGGUGAGCGGGCGGCUCACCCCGGGCGUCCUGGGCGCGGCGUACAGCGUCUACGAGAAGUGCAAGGAGACUGCCGAGGCCCCUGAGGUGCUCAAGACCCUGGAGAACGUCAUCCUGCUGUUGACCCAGACGCUCCAGCAGCUCGACGCCACUCCCGCGGUCAGGCUCAUCGACGAGCUCAUGACCAUCGACCCCUUCGUCGAGGGCGCGCGGGUCAAGGCGGCGGUGGACGACGCCUACGCCAAGGGAACCGUCGCACCGGACGACCUGAAGGGCUCGCUGCAGAUGAUGCUGGACGGCAUGGCGGAGCAGGACGAGGCGUGGGAGAAGCACGUGGCGCAGGCGUCGCAGACGAGCUCCAAGGAGGAGUUUGAGCAGCUCCUGGCGCACGCCACCGGUCGAAUGGAGGCGCAGCGGCGCCUCACGCAGCUCAAGGCCAUAUGCGACGCCCAGUGA